Molecule: messenger RNA, 4111 nt
Organism: Sorex araneus (European shrew)
Lineage: Eukaryota; Metazoa; Chordata; Mammalia; Eulipotyphla; Soricidae
Gene: SRPK2
Product: SRSF protein kinase 2
Exons: 18
Coding region: 294-2450 (718 amino acids)
Biological process (GO): regulation of mRNA processing; spliceosomal complex assembly; protein phosphorylation
Molecular function (GO): protein kinase activity; ATP binding
Source: RefSeq, a predicted model, not a curated record
CCCAGGUGUCUCGCAGCUCCGGCUCCCGGCGCGCCCUUUCGCACACCCCGCGCCGGAGAGGGAGGACGCGGCGCUCAUGGGGAUGCAAGGAUGUAGGGGCGCCAAGGGAGAGAAGAGGCCGCGCGAGGAGCGGUGGUGCGAGAGCCGCGGAGGCGCCGGGCCGCUCGGGGCUCCUGGCGAGGCGCGCGGCGGCGGCGGCGCCACCGGCCGGGUGUUGGCCAUUCAGGCCCGAAAGCGGAGGCCGAAAAGAGAGAAACAUCCGAAAAAAAAUCAAGCAGAAGAUUGAGCUGCUGAUGUCAGUUAACUCUGAGAAGUCGUCCUCUUCAGAAAGGGGUUACUCCUGGCUCUGCACUCAGGAAUUACUCCUGGCAGUGCUCGGGGAUAUGGGAUGCCGAGGAUUGAACCCAGGUCCGCCGCAUGCAAGGCCGGAGCCUCAGCAGAAAGCUCCCUUAGUGCCGCCGCCGCCACCACCACCGCCACCACCGCCUCUGCCAGACCCUACACCCCCAGAACCAGAGGAGGAGAUCCUGGGAUCUGAUGAUGAGGAGCAGGAGGACCCCGCGGACUACUGCAAAGGUGGAUACCAUCCAGUGAAAAUUGGAGACUUGUUUAAUGGCCGGUAUCAUGUUAUCAGGAAGCUCGGAUGGGGACACUUCUCGACUGUGUGGCUGUGCUGGGAUAUGCAGGGGAAACGAUUUGUUGCAAUGAAAGUUGUAAAAAGUGCUCAACAUUAUACAGAGACAGCCUUGGAUGAAAUAAAAUUGCUCAAAUGUGUUCGAGAAAGUGAUCCCAAUGACCCAAAUAAAGACAUGGUUGUUCAGCUAAUUGAUGACUUCAAGAUUUCAGGCAUGAAUGGAAUUCAUGUCUGCAUGGUCUUUGAGGUGCUUGGCCACCAUCUCCUCAAGUGGAUCAUUAAGUCCAACUACCAGGGCCUCCCAGUGCGUUGUGUGAAGAGUAUCAUCAGACAGGUCCUUCAGGGGUUAGAUUAUCUACACAGUAAGUGCAAGAUUAUUCACACUGACAUAAAGCCCGAAAACAUCUUGAUGUGUGUAGAUGAUGCAUAUGUGCGAAGAAUGGCGGCUGAGGCCACCGAGUGGCAGAAAGCAGGGGCCCCUCCGCCUUCGGGGUCCGCAGUGAGUACUGCUCCACAACAAAAACCUAUAGGAAAAAUAUCAAAAAACAAAAAGAAAAAACUGAAAAAGAAGCAGAAAAGGCAAGCUGAAUUAUUGGAAAAGCGCCUACAGGAGAUUGAGGAAUUGGAGCGAGAAGCCGAAAGAAAAACAGUAGAAGAAAACGUCACGCCUGAUAUACCCUCCAAUGAGCAGGAUGGCGAGUACUGCCCGGAGGUGAAACUAAAAACAGCGGAAUUGGAGGAGGCGGCCAAGGCAGAGCCGGCCGCUGACAACAAUGGUGAAACUGAGGAUCAAGAAGAGAAAGAAGACACCGAGAAAGAAAACAUCGAGAAAGAUGAAGACGACGUUGAGCAGGAACUUGGAAACAUAGACCCUACGUGGAUAGAAUCCCCCAAAACCAAUGGCCAUAUUGAGAAUGGCCCGUUCUUACUGGAACAGCAGCUGGAUGACGAAGAUGAAGAAGAGGAAGAUUGUCCCAAUCCUGAGGAGUACAACCGGGAUGAGCCCGAUGCAGAGAGCGAUUAUGCAUACAGCAGCUCCUAUGAACAAUUCAAUGGUGAAUUGCCAAAUGGACAACAUAAAAUGCCCGAGUCACAGUUUCCAGAGUUUUCCCCAGCGUUGUUCUCUGGGCCCUUAGAACCUGUGGCAUGUGGCUCUGCUCUUUCCGAGGAAUCCCCUCUCACGGAGCAAGAGGAAGGCAGUCCAUCCCGUGACCGCAGCAGGACCGUCUCAGCCUCCAGCACCGGGGAGUUGCCAAAGACGAGAACCCGGGCCGCCGACUUGUUGGUGAAUCCCCUGGAUCCACGGAAUGCAGAUAAAAUCAGAGUGAAAAUCGCCGACCUGGGAAAUGCCUGCUGGGUGCACAAACACUUCACGGAAGACAUCCAGACUCGUCAGUAUAGAUCCAUAGAGGUGUUAAUAGGCGCAGGUUACAGUACACCUGCGGACAUUUGGAGUACGGCGUGUAUGGCAUUUGAGCUGGCAACGGGCGAUUAUCUGUUCGAGCCACAUUCUGGGGAAGACUAUUCCAGAGAUGAAGACCACAUAGCCCACAUCAUAGAGCUGCUAGGCAGUAUCCCAAGGCACUUUGCUCUGUCUGGAAAAUACUCUCGGGAAUUCUUCAAUCGCAGAGGAGAACUGCGGCACAUCACCAAGCUGAAGCCCUGGAGCCUCUUCGAUGUACUUGUGGAAAAGUAUGGUUGGCCCCCUGAAGAUGCGGCACAGUUUACAGAUUUCCUCAUCCCGAUGUUAGAAAUGGUUCCAGAAAAACGAGCCUCAGCUGGCGAAUGCCUUCGGCAUCCUUGGUUGAAUUCUUAGCAGAUUUUACAAAUAUAGCAUUCUGAGCUAGCAAAUGUUUUCCAGUACAUUGGACCUAAACGGUGACUCUCAUUCAUUAACAGGAUUACAAGUGAGCUGGCUUCAUCCUCAGACCUUUAUUUUGCUUUGAGGUACUGUUGUUUGACAUUUUGCUUUUGUGCACUGUGAUCCUGGGGAAGGGUAGUCUUUUGUCUUCAGCUUAGUAGUUUACUGACCCACUUUCUUCUGGAAACAAUAACAUGUGUCUAAGCUUUGUUUCUUGUGUUGUGUGACAUUCAAGUGUCAAUUUUUUGGAACGAAAAAUACUUUCCCUCCUUGUGUUUUGGCAGGUUUUGUAACUAUUUAUGAAGAGAUAUUUUAGCUGAGUACUAUAUAAUUUACAAUCUUAAAACAUUAUCAAGUUGGAAUUAAGAACUAUAGCAAGGAAAUGUACAAUUUUAUCUCCUGGCAAAGGGACAUCAUUCCUGUAUUAUAGUGUAUGUAAAUGCACCCUGUAAAUGUUAAUUUCCAUUAAAUAAGGAUGGGGACUCAAAUUUCUGAAGAGCUACUAAGUCUUGAGUGCUUUGUAGCCUAAGUUGCAUGUAACAGAAUUUAACUGCCCAAGGAGUUGUGAGAACUUUCAUUCCAUAGCAUAAUCCUUUUGCAUUGGAGUUUUAAACAAAGUGGCUCUGGGCUAGAGUAUCAUUCCAUAUAUGGCACUUUACAGGAAGUAAAGAUAUACUUCUCAUGCUAAAAUAAAUAUUUGUAAGGAUUAGGAUUUAGUGUUCCCAUACUUUUUUUUUCUUCUCUCUUCUCAUAAGUUACUUUUUAAGAAGAGCAGUUUCCGGGUCUAGAGCUAUAGCACAGCGGGUAGGGCGUUUGCCUUGCACGCGGCCGACCCGGGUUUGAUUCCCAGAAUCCCAUAUGGUCCCCUGAGCACCACCAGGAGUAAUUCCUGAGUGCAGAGCCAGGAGUAACCCCUAUGCAUUGCCAGAUGUGACCCAAAAAGAAAGAAAAAAAAAAAGAGCAGUUUCCUCUUAAAAAUGUGUUAUCUUGAUACCAUGCGCUAUUGCCUCUUCCAGGCACCUGUAAGUUAAACUCAACAUAGAUUAAAUUGGACAAGGAAACAUGUUCAGUGUGUGAAUGAAAAAUAUAUAUCUAUGCUGACGGGUGGAAGGCUUGCGAAUGUUUGCUAAAACCAAGGUAUGGCAUAUACAAUUUACAAUAGGCAGAAUUCUAACACUGGGAGGUAAAAGUGAUCACAUUCAUUCCAUAGGCAGUUUUAUGUAUGGCUAUGGCACGUUUUACUACCUUUUUAUUUUCUUCUCAUGAACUGAAGUUGAAAAACUGAUUUUCCCUUUGCAGGUCGCACAGUUUAGUUUGUGCAUUUCCUCUAAAUUGCAGAAUCCAGGUCACAAACCAUAGUAGGCAAUACAAUUUUAGAAUGUAACAUAUUGAGGUGAAUUUAGCCUCUUUUAGAAGUCAUUGGAUUGAAUGUUUUUUUUUUUAUUAACUCAUUAAGGUGCCUCUUUUUCUUGACUUUGUCCAUUAAUAUUUAUCCAUAUAUGCCUUUGCAAUAACUAGAUUGUGAAAAGAUAACAAGUGUUGUAACAAUAAUCCAUUGUUUGAGGUGCUUGCAGUUGUCUUAUAAAAUUAAAGUAUUGGUUUUUUUUUUUUCCAGA